Molecule: messenger RNA, 2615 nt
Organism: Xenopus laevis (African clawed frog)
Lineage: Eukaryota; Metazoa; Chordata; Amphibia; Anura; Pipidae
Gene: tspan18.L
Product: tetraspanin 18 L homeolog
Exons: 9
Coding region: 466-1209 (247 amino acids)
Cellular component (GO): membrane; plasma membrane
Source: RefSeq, a predicted model, not a curated record
GAAGGUGCCAGAGUGCCAGGCAGAGUGGCAGGAAAGUGACAGUCGGGGGCUCAGCCAGGGACAGACAGAGCUGGGGGCGGAGUGAAGUGUCCGGUUCCUCCUCCUGUUCAUUUGCCGCUGGUGUUGGAGCCAGAGCCGGGGAGUGAGAGGCAGAGAGAGCGCAGCUCCGGGUGAGAGGGACGUUUAAUUUCGGGAGAGAAGAAUUUUGGGUACCGGGAAAAAAGCAAAGUAAGAGGUCGGUGCCCAGCGGGAACAUUUACCCCCCCCCUGUGUCAGGACUCGAGGUGACAGUUGCGCGCAGAGGAGUUGGAGAAGGUCCCCGUGGGACUGGCAGCAUGUGACUGGCACCUCCUCUAUCUCUCAGCACCCAGGGGCCCGGCACUGACACCUCAAGGAAGAAAGCGGAACGGGGUCACGUGACCGCGGGAUAUCCAGCUCGUAAGAAUCCUUGGCCGUACCACAGAAAUGGAGGGGGACAAUCUGAGCUGCAUCAAAUAUCUUAUGUUCAUCUUCAACUUCUUCAUAUUUCUUGGUGGUGCCUCGCUGCUUGGACUUGGGGUCUGGGUCCUUGUCGAUCCUACUGGUUUUCGGGAAAUCAUUGCCACCACCCCUCUGCUGUUCAUGGGCGCCUAUCUGGUCCUGGCUAUGGGAGGCAUGUUGUUCUUGCUGGGAUUCCUGGGCUGCUGCGGAGCCAUCCGUGAGAAUAAAUGUCUGCUGGUCUUCUUCUUCAUGUUCAUCCUGGUGAUAUUCCUAGCGGAGCUGUCGGCUGCUAUCCUGGCGUUCCUAUUCCGGGAGAAUUUGUCCAAAGACUUCUUUGCGAAGGAGGUGAAGAGACAUUAUCAUGGAGAAAACAGCACAGAGGUCUUCUCCUCCACGUGGAAUUCCAUCAUGAUUACUUUUGGAUGCUGCGGUGUGAACGGACCGGAAGACUUCGAUGACGCCCUUCGCUUUAGGGCCUUGCACCCGUACGAUGCCGUGCCCGAGGCUUGCUGCCAGAGGGAGGUCCAGUCCAGAGCUGGGAAAAUCAUCAGCAGGGGGGAUUGCCUGCUGGGCCGAGAGAACUAUCAGAACCGACAGGGCUGCUACUCGGUGAUACUGAACUCCGUGGAGCCGUACGUGUAUCUCGCGGGGGCCCUGGCAAUCGGGGUAUUAGCCAUAGAGCUCCUGUCGAUGGUGUUUGCCAUGUGCCUGUUCCGAGGGAUUCAGUAAAAGCAAAGAGACUGCAGAGAGGAGAGUAUGUGCAAAACUUUCUGGGUCUUCACCCCCUCCCCCAUCUCCCAUAGGAAGCGACAGGAACUUAUUAAAAUAAAUGACAACCCUUUUCCCGGCCUGGAAUGUUCUGCAGCACAACUUUUUGGAUUAUUCUUCGCUUGUGGUGCGAUUUGCUCCCCGUCUGCAGCCCGGAAACAACAGCUUAUAACAAUUAAAGGAUAUUUUAUCUCUUGGAUUAUGAAUUAAUGAUCGACACAGGGCCCCCCAUCUAGAGGCAGGAACAAGUGCUGAAUAAAACAAUUGGAUUCAAGGAUCCUGCUCUCAAGAGCUUACAGUCUAAAGACAUUUUGAACUGUUUAUUCCUGCCACAUGACAGGAGGAGAAGUGACACUCUUUUUGCUGAAACGAAUCCUCUCAACCCAUUGCUGGACUUUGUUGCAAUUGCCAUAAUAUUAAAUACUUGUAAUGGGGCGUUCCUUCGGGGCCCCCAUUGUUGUUCCUCAAAACUGGCAGUUGCAUUAAUAGGAAAGGGGGAAAGAGUGCGUCGCUGGGGACACCAGCGGGAGAAAAUGAUUUCCUUUAGCCCAUUGGCAAGGAGAAUUUAUUGCUACCGUGCUGCAGAGAUGCAUCCUGGGAAUGCGCACUUACCCACACGACUACUGAUUUACUAUUAUUGAGCAUCCCAGGACUGCAAUAAGGUUCUCAUUGCGCUCAUGAUCCAGUAUCUCUUUACAUCUAUGGGUUCUACAGAUAUAACCGCCAGUUGGAAUUAGGGGCCACUGUAGAGUAGGACCUCUUACAAGUAGUAUUUUUGGUUUAAAUAUAAGGGGUGCCCAUUGGACCUCCCUAAUAUAUAAAUCUCAUUUCCAGGAGCGACAAUUUCAAGACGCUUAUACAGGUCUCGCCCGAGUUAAUGCAAUAGGCUGGUGCACAAGUGGGAGGGGCUUGCACUAUUUUGCACAUUGCGACUCACCAGUGGGUGCAUUACGAGGGGGGGGUCCUCUGUGCCUUAAAACUGAGCCGUUUCCAGCGAUCUAAUGAGGACAAUCCCAAUAAAUGGGGCUGAACGUUCCUGGAGGGCAAAGGGAUUAUGGUGACGCCAUUUUGGAUUUGGAUUUAGAGAUUUUACAACCCAACGAAAAAUUUGAUUUGCUUUCGUAUCAAUAGAAAUCCCAGGCUUGACUCCAUAGGCCAGUAGCCUGAUCACUUCCCCCAGGGAUGAUCUGCUCCUCGAAGUAGAGGCUUUGGGCUGGCGGCCCACUGGGCAUUUAGGAGUUUGAUACCUCUGUGGCUUUACUUGGCCUUUAAUUCAAUUUGCACAACGCUGCUUUGUGAUUUGCUUCAGCCACCGAAACCACUUAAUCGUGUAAAUCAAUGUGAAUACAAUACAGUUGUGUCCAUUG